AUGUGUGAACAAGAAUGCAAGCACGAAGACACCAUGUGCAACGUGCCAUAUCGAAGUGCUGUCGGAGGCAUCAUGUAUCUCAUGGUCGCCACACGUCCGGAUCUAGCUGCUGCAGUGGGAUCAUUAUCCCAGUUCUCGUCCGACCCAUGCCCGACUCACUGGCAAGCUUUGAAGCGUGUGCUGAGAUACCUGCAAGCAACGCCCAACCAUGGUCUUGAGUUUACAUGUCAAGAAGGAAGCCGUAUCUGCGGGUACACCGACGCAGACUGGGCCGGCGACAUUGAGUCAAGACGAAGUACAAGCGGCUAUGUGUUCAUGAUGAGCGGAGGAUGCAUCAGCUGGAAAAGCCAGAAACAACGGACGGUCGCGCUAUCUUCAACAGAAGCAGAAUACAUGGCGCUUUCCGAAGCAACCAAAGAAGCAGUAUGGCUCAAGGUGCUUUUGGGGAACUUGGUGAGAUGA
This is a messenger RNA of Peronospora matthiolae, 462 nucleotides long. NCBI's taxonomy places the organism in Eukaryota, Oomycota, Peronosporomycetes, Peronosporales, Peronosporaceae. The record is from the annotation of a GenBank genome assembly.